This is a messenger RNA of Microthlaspi erraticum, 504 nucleotides long. The record is from the annotation of a GenBank genome assembly. NCBI's taxonomy places the organism in Eukaryota, Viridiplantae, Streptophyta, Magnoliopsida, Brassicales, Brassicaceae.
AUGCAUUGUUUGAGUGACUGUGAAGUGGGAUUGAUGUUGAUAAGCAUGUGCCCCCCAAAGAACUGGGAGGCUGGUCGUGGUCUGGAGAGGGCAGACGGCCAUCAGGAGCGCUCCACUCGACUGGGUUCGCCUCACUCGAUCGAGCUUGCGGCUCCUCUCUUCUUCUUCUUCAUCUUCAAAGUGUGUGUGGCUUCCCUUGGCCUUGGUGGAGCAUGGCUAGCUCGUACUGUCCAUAGGGGUUCCAUCUACUCCGGGGAUGCUCCUGGUAAGGUGUUGGAUCGUACUCAAAUCCCGGAUCUCACAAAGGCUCCUCCAGGUCAGCUCGACCGUCAGCUCGAUCGAGUUGAGUUUCCUCUGUUUGACUCGAUCGAGUCCGGUGGUCGAGCUGGAGCGUCUGGCCUUGGAAGUCUUCUCCUUCUCUGCGUGUUGUCCUUCUUCCCUUGGCGAAAGAAGAGGCUCUGUGAGGCUCUUGGGCAGGGAGCCUUCUGGAGUGGUGAGGAGUGA